Molecule: messenger RNA, 5044 nt
Organism: Plutella xylostella (diamondback moth)
Lineage: Eukaryota; Metazoa; Arthropoda; Insecta; Lepidoptera; Plutellidae
Gene: Atpalpha
Product: sodium/potassium-transporting ATPase subunit alpha
Biological process (GO): proton transmembrane transport; intracellular sodium ion homeostasis; intracellular potassium ion homeostasis
Cellular component (GO): plasma membrane
Molecular function (GO): ATP binding; P-type sodium:potassium-exchanging transporter activity; ATP hydrolysis activity
Source: RefSeq, a predicted model, not a curated record
CGCGCCGGCCCCGCCGUCAGUCGCCGCCCGGACCAGGCCAGCAAGCGUCGUCGCGUCCGCCCCGCGCUCACCACCUCAUACCGGGUUCAGUUCCGUACCACGAUGACAUAGCCCCAGUGCCGACACCAGACUCGACGAGGAAGAAGCGCACACCUUUUAAGUUUUUCGUUGGAAGGAAGCCGUAAAGGUUCCCGUCGUUGUUGCAGAACUAGCGACGACCCGAGCACGCUAGAGGGACCCAGGCGAGACACAGAGGCGGCUCGUUCCUUUUAUCCGCCUUUUGAAUAAAGACUAGCCACAAUGGGCGAGCAUGGCAGAUCGGACUCAUAUCGCGUCGCCACCAUCGGGCCAGUUAAGGACGAUAAUCGAACAGCAGACGGAGUCUUUAAGACUCGCCGCAAGCCUCCCGCGAAAAAACGGAAACCAGGAGAUUUAGAUGACCUCAAGCAAGAGUUGGACAUUGACUUCCACAAAGUAACUCCCGAAGAACUCUACCAAAGAUUUCAAACACACCCAGAAAAUGGCCUUAGUCACGCAAAAGCGAAAGAAAACCUUGAAAGAGAUGGUCCAAACGCGCUCACGCCGCCCAAACAGACGCCCGAGUGGGUGAAGUUUUGUAAAAAUCUGUUUGGAGGAUUCGCGUUAUUACUUUGGAUUGGUGCUAUACUUUGCUUUAUUGCCUACGGUAUUCAGGCGAGUACCGUUGAAGAACCAGCAGACGACAACUUGUACCUCGGAAUCGUGUUGGCGGCGGUGGUGAUCGUGACCGGAAUAUUCUCGUACUACCAGGAGAGCAAGUCGUCCAAGAUCAUGGAGUCCUUCAAGAACAUGGUGCCCCAGUUUGCGACCGUCAUCCGCGAGGGGGAGAAACUGACGCUCAGGGCCGAGGACUUGGUGCUUGGAGACAUUGUUGAGGUGAAAUUUGGCGACCGUAUCCCUGCUGACAUCCGUAUCGUGGAAUCCCGCGGCUUCAAGGUGGACAACUCGAGUUUGACCGGAGAAUCCGAGCCGCAAUCCCGAGGCGCCGACUUCACCAACGAGAACCCGCUCGAGACCAAGAACCUGGCUUUCUUCUCUACCAACGCUGUUGAGGGCACCGCUAAGGGAAUCGUGAUCUGCUGUGGAGACAACACCGUGAUGGGCCGUAUCGCCGGUCUGGCGUCGGGUCUGGACACCGGAGAGACGCCCAUCGCCAAGGAGAUCCACCACUUCAUCCACCUCAUCACCGGCGUCGCCGUGUUCCUCGGAGUCACUUUCUUCCUCAUCGCUUUCAUCCUCGGCUACCACUGGCUGGACGCUGUCAUCUUCCUUAUUGGUAUCAUCGUAGCGAACGUACCCGAAGGUUUACUGGCCACCGUGACCGUAUGUCUGACCCUCACUGCCAAGCGGAUGGCGUCCAAGAACUGCCUGGUCAAGAACCUGGAAGCCGUGGAGACCCUCGGCUCCACCUCGACCAUCUGCUCUGACAAGACCGGAACCCUCACGCAGAACCGGAUGACCGUCGCCCACAUGUGGUUCGACAACCAGAUCAUUGAGGCCGACACCACUGAGGACCAGUCUGGAGUACAAUACGACCGCACUAGCCCCGGAUUCAAGGCUCUAGCCAUGAUCGCGACCCUCUGCAACCGCGCCGAGUUCAAGGGAGGCCAGGACGGAGUGCCCAUCCUGAAGAAGGAAGUGGCCGGAGACGCCUCGGAGGCAGCCCUGCUCAAGUGCAUGGAACUGGCGCUCGGAGACGUGCUGUCCAUCAGGAAGAGGAACAAGAAAGUGUGCGAGAUUCCCUUCAACUCGACCAACAAGUACCAGGUUUCCAUCCACGAGAGCGAUGACCCUAGCGACCCGCGCCACCUGCUUGUGAUGAAGGGAGCCCCUGAGAGGAUUCUGGAGAGGUGCAGCACCAUCUUCAUUGGUGGCAAGGAGAAGGUAUUGGACGAGGAAAUGAAGGAGGCGUUCAACAACGCGUACUUAGAACUGGGAGGUCUCGGCGAGCGAGUGCUCGGGUUCUGCGACUUACAGCUGCCGUCGGACAAGUACCCCAUCGGCUACAAGUUCAACACGGACGACCCCAACUUCCCGCAAGAGAACCUCCGCUUCGUCGGCCUCAUGAGUAUGAUCGACCCGCCCAGGGCCGCCGUGCCUGAUGCCGUUGCUAAGUGCCGGUCUGCUGGUAUUAAGGUAAUCAUGGUCACCGGUGACCACCCAAUCACUGCCAAGGCCAUCGCCAAGUCGGUGGGCAUCAUCUCGGAGGGCAACGAGACGGUGGAGGACAUCGCGGCGCGGCUCAACAUCCCCGUGUCCGAGGUCAACCCGCGCGAGGCGAAGGCCGCCGUCGUACACGGCACCGAGUUGAGGGACAUCGGCUCGGACCAACUCGACGAGAUUCUCAAGUACCACACCGAAAUUGUGUUCGCCCGUACGUCGCCCCAGCAGAAGCUGAUCAUUGUGGAGGGUUGCCAGCGCCUCGGAGCCAUCGUGGCCGUGACCGGUGACGGAGUCAACGACUCGCCCGCGCUCAAGAAGGCCGACAUCGGAGUCGCCAUGGGUAUCGCUGGAUCUGAUGUGUCUAAGCAGGCUGCCGACAUGAUUCUGCUGGACGACAACUUCGCGUCGAUCGUGACCGGCGUGGAGGAGGGCCGACUGAUCUUCGACAACCUCAAGAAGUCCAUCGCUUACACGCUCACCUCCAACAUCCCCGAGAUCUCCCCCUUCCUCGCUUUCAUCCUGUGCGAUAUCCCCCUUCCCCUUGGUACCGUUACCAUCCUGUGUAUCGAUCUGGGAACCGACAUGGUGCCCGCCAUUGCUCUCGCGUACGAGACGGCUGAGUCGGACAUUAUGAAACGGCCGCCUAGGAAUCCGUUUUGCGACAAGCUAGUGAAUGAGAGGCUGAUCUCGAUGGCCUACGGGCAGAUCGGUAUGAUCCAAGCCGCGGCCGGCUUCUUCGUGUACUUCGUCAUUAUGGCUGAGAACGGAUUCCUGCCGACAUACCUGUUCGGUAUCAGGAAGCAAUGGGACUCGAAGGCCAUCAACGACUUGACCGACUCCUACGGACAAGAAUGGACUUACCGCGACCGCAAAGCCCUGGAGUUCACCUGCCACACCGCUUUCUUCGUGUCGAUCGUGGUCGUGCAAUGGGCCGACUUGAUCAUCUGCAAGACCCGUCGUAACUCCAUCGUGCACCAGGGCAUGCGCAACUGGGCGCUCAACUUCGGAAUCAUCUUCGAGACCGCAUUGGCCGCCUUCCUGUCCUACACUCCUGGCAUGGACAAGGGUCUCAGGAUGUACCCACUCAAGUUCGUGUGGUGGCUGCCGGCCAUUCCGUUCAUGCUGUCCAUCUUCAUCUACGACGAGAUCCGGCGCUUCUACCUGCGCCGCAACCCCGGCGGCUGGCUGGAGCAGGAGACCUACUACUAGGCGCCUGUCUCACGCAUCAUUCGCGAUACAAGACCGUUACUUUGUGUUCCUCCGACGGACGCGGGGCAUCGCUGUGCUUCUCACCGCUUCUUACUGCAUCGCUCUAUCGGAAACCACCUAACUUAUUUUGUAUUCUAACUCUCAAUAUUUUAUCAUUACGAUUAUUUUUUAUUAUUAUUUUAUUUAUAUCGACCGGUUUUUCGUGAACUAUGUAUGUAUAUAUUAUGCACAGUUGAGAAUGAUGUUUGGGAUUUGUGAUGAUGAUGAAAAAAGAAUAAUAUUUAAACAACAUUAUUUUUAAGAUGUGAAACGCGUUAUUUUUAUAUUGAAAUUGUUUGGAAAUGAUAAUUUUGCGCGGCGCGCGCUUCUGCAGCGCACGCCCGCUGGUGAAUCUCUGGAUAUUAGUUGAAUCUCUGGCCGGUAUUAUGUUUGUUUGUGGAGGACUCGGGGCGGGCACGCGGGGCGCGGGGCAGCCCAGCGCCCCGCCCACUGCUUGUCACUGUAGUUCGUUACUGUCCUCACUACACUAAUGACAUUAUUAAGAUAGCAUAAAAUAAUACUAAUGAAAUUGUUUUUCACAUACUUAUGUAAUAAGUAAUAAAUUGUCGUGUAGCAGUAGUAGGUCGUUGGCGGGGGCGGCCGCCGCCUCCCGCGCCCAACGAAACGCAUUUGUUGUGUAAUCUACAGUUAAGAAGCCAUUAUUAUUAUAUUUUAAGUGAAAUUAGAUUAAGUUGAAUUUUUCGAGUGAAUAAUGUUUAGUUACGAUUCGAACGAGUAUAUGGUGUAUGAGAGGUCGGUGUGUGCCUGAGUCUUAGAACUACUGCUUACUGUUAGGUAGGUAGUUGAAAUUUUGAAGUCAUAUUUGGUUCGUGCGACUACAGUAGGGCGGGCGCCGCCGCCGCCGCCGCUCCCAGCUAAGUGAAACAACACUACGCUUUUCUUUUCUAAAUAAUCUGAUUCUUAGCGGAUUUUGUCAAAUUUAUUAAAAUAGGCUGCUCAUGGUAAUUAUGUAAGAUUUUAUUUCUUAAUUAAAAGAUAAUAAACAAAACGUAGUAAUGCGUAAUUAGAAAUUUUUAAAAUUAUACAGUUAUGAUAGAGUCAUGUUGUUUUAGUGUCGGCCUGGUCCGCGCGCGCGGCCGCGGCCGAGUCGCCCGCCCACGCCCGCCCGGGCCCGCCCGGCUCGCCCUGGCCCGCCCGGCUCGCCCCGGCUCGACUCGCCGCGUGUCGCUCGCAGGACCAAGCGGAUCACUUAUUUGCGAUCUUUUCCAGUAACGAAUACAUAUUACAUUAUAAUAAUGGUUACAAAAGUAAAAUAUAACAUUAUAGCAACUAAUAAAACUAAAUUAUAUGAAAUGUUUAUAGAUUUAAAUGACGUUUGUUUCUUUAGAAGGACCUUCUAUGCUUGUUCGAUAACCCGAUGUUCACCUCACUGACAAUAGUCGUUGAUCAAAGGAUAUGGUUUGUUCAUCGUCAACUAUUUAUUUACAAUACACCGUAGAACUAACGUUGUUUUGCGUUCGACAGUUGUUUACACCAAUUAAUUUUAUUUAUAAGCUAUUUUAUUAGUAUUACUCUGUUGGCUAGGAGCGCUGUAAAAAUGUAAGUGUUAUUAAUAAAAAACAUUUUCAAAAUA